GGGACUGGAUUGUUCAGAUUGAGCAAGGGAACGAGGUGUCACCACACUGGGAUAACGGCACCAGGAGAACCAUUUCUACCCCUCCCUUUUCCCUCUCUCUCCAAAAUCUUGCAACCCCCUCCUCCUCUUUCCAGACAAAGACCCCCCCAACUUACUACUGACACUAUCCCUCAAUUCCUCUUUAGCACCGGUUUUUCCGUCACUCAUUUCUAUAUAUAUAAUUCCUAUUUUGGGGAUUUCUUCCCACCUCUCCCAAUUUUGUACCAUUUUUGGAAUUUAUUGCCCCUUCUCACCAGCUGAGGGAGUAUUUUGAUACCAUUAUUUUUCACAAUUCGGUUUUCUGAUUCGAUCCCGUGACGGCCGCCGGGAGGGAGCAGGGGAGCGGCGGGGUGGGCAGGCGCACCUCGGACGCCAGGACGCUGAGGAAAGGAACAAGAAGGCUAGAGAGGCGCAACCGAAAAUCUACAGGAUCCAACCUACGUUCCCUAAGCAUGGUGACUCAGAUAAUCAGCACCAUGGAGACCCAGGCCAGUAAUGGGCCAGGAAGUGUAGGUAUCCUCAAUGGCACCAACGGGGCAGCCGAUGACAGCAAAACCAACCUGAUCGUCAACUACCUCCCUCAGAACAUGACCCAGGAGGAAUUCAAGAGCCUGUUUGGAAGCAUAGGAGAGAUUGAGUCCUGCAAGCUGGUCAGGGACAAAAUCACAGGUCAGAGCUUGGGGUAUGGAUUUGUAAACUAUGUUGACCCAAAUGAUGCAGAUAAAGCAAUAAACACCCUAAAUGGACUGAAACUACAGACUAAGACCAUCAAGGUCUCCUAUGCUCGUCCCAGCUCUGCCUCCAUCCGAGAUGCCAAUUUAUAUGUCAGUAGCCUUCCGAAAACUAUGAACCAGAAAGAAAUGGAGCAGCUCUUUUCUCAGUAUGGCAGAAUCAUAACCUCCCGUAUCCUGGUGGAUCAAGUGACAGGUAGUGUUUCCCGAGGUGUGGGCUUUAUUCGGUUUGAUAAGAGAAUAGAGGCAGAGGAGGCUAUUAAAGGCCUUAAUGGACAGAAACCACUUGGUGCCAGUGAACCAAUCACAGUCAAAUUUGCCAACAAUCCCAGUCAGAAAACAGGACAGGCGCUACUCACUCACUUGUACCAGACUACAGCUCGGAGGUACACAGGACCCCUGCACCAUCAAACUCAGAGAUUCAGGCUGGACUCUUUAAUAAACAUGGCGUAUGGAGUCAAAAGUCCGCUUUCUUUCCUCCCCAGGUUCUCACCUAUCACCAUAGACAGUGUUACCAACCUUGCCGGCGUCAGCCUUACUGGUCCCACCACUGCUGGUUGGUGCAUCUUUGUCUACAACUUGUCCCCUGAGGCAGAUGAGAGUGUCCUGUGGCAGCUGUUUGGACCAUUUGGAGCCGUGACAAACGUCAAAGUGAUCCGGGACUUCACUACUAACAAGUGCAAAGGCUUUGGAUUCGUCACAAUGACGAACUACGAUGAAGCUGCCAUGGCUAUCGCUAGUCUCAACGGAUACCGCCUGGGAGACCGGGUCCUGCAAGUGUCAUUCAAAACCAGUAAACAGCACAAGGCCUGAAGGGAAAUAUCGUAAGGAAAGGGAGUGAGAGGCAGGGCAGGAGUGGGGAGAAAAAGAGAGAGAGAAAAAGAGAGAGAGAGAGGGGGAAGGAUUGAGAUAGAGGGAAAUAGGUGUUGUGAGGAAGGGGAGGAUAGAGGAGGAAUAGGAAUCAAAAAACAAAUAUGGAGAUAGAGUCACCUCUAAGCCUGUGUCCCAAAGCAAAGAGUCUGGCACAGGACAUUGAGCGUGACGUCUUGGUUUAGAAACCAGCCUCUUUGUGGUUCCAAAACAGUUCCAAUUCCUGUGGCUGGACAUGGGAAAUCCUAAAGUAGGGCUAAGCAGUGAGGAUAUUUAUCCUGACAUGGCGGUCUAAUAACGUUAUUCUACUCUCUCUCUGGCAGUGAACGGGUUAAUCUUCUGCCCUUCCAAACAUCUAAAAAAAACAUUAACCCAUCUGCUGCCGUAACCAUUUUCCAAGCUCCCUGCAAACCCCGCGCUCUUCACCUCCCUAACCUCAUGCUUCUACGGAAAGGUGAUUAUAAACGAAGAAAUGAGACGGGCGCAGACAUUUAAAAAAUAUAUAUAUAUAUUUUUAUAUAAAAAAGCAUAAAAAAAAAAUCCCGCAAGCAGACAGAACCUUCAUACCUGUCCAAAAAAUAAGCCCACUGGACAGAAUUGUGCUUUUAAUUCCCUAAUGUGGGUUCUGAAAUAAAAAAAAAGAAAAGAAAUCCUAUUUUUAUACAGACAAAAAAAAAAAAUAACCAAUGAACACUUACUCCGCCCAGUGGGAUUGUGCUGUUCAGUUCCAUCUCUCUCAGUAGGUUUCAUUCAGUGAGUCUCCAUUGCUUGUGUACCAGAGGCCUCCAUUUUAGGGAAUUAAAAGCCAGGAAACGACUUUAUGUUUUAAAAAUGAGGGUAAACAAAAAUAGCAUGUAUUUUUAUUAAUAUUCUUUUUUCUUACUAAAUAGAGUGCCAGGUUUUUUGGGGGGAGGAGAUUAGAAGAAAAAAAAUCUGGAUUGGACCGAUGUUUAACGAUUAUUGCUCCAGACCCACUUAUCCGGGAAAUUUGAACAAAAAUCUUAAAAAACGAACAAAAAUUUCAAGCGAAUUUGCGCAAUUAAAUCUUCCAGCUGGUGAACAUAGAAUAUAUAUUUUCUAAGGAUUCUUUUCUUAUAACAAAACAGAAAUGCAUGAGGAAAACCCAUAAGCAAAUGUAAAAAAGUUGUAUAUAAAUAUAUAUUAGACAAAAACAAAUAUAAGGUCUGCUUUGGCCAUAAGGAAAAGCAAAAGGACUCUAAAAAUCGGGCUGUGAAUCUGCCUACUAGCGGUAAAAAUUUUUAAUCAUGGAUAUAAAGGAUUCCUGAUUUUUUUCUAUGAAAAUCAUUGAAAUAUAUUUUUCUGCAGUGUUAAAACGAUAUAUAUGAUCUGAUUAGGGAUGCAUUAAGUUCAUAAUUUCUGGAUUUCAACUGAAUCUUCCACGAAAGUUUUAGUCAAAUACCGAACCAAAUCUAAACCUUAAUUUAAUAAUUCACAUUUGAAAACAAUAAAAGAAUUGAAUCAUACAAGAAAAAAAAUUGCCAUGUUUAGCUGUCCAAAGCUUUAAAGCUUAGGUUGUCAGAUUCAGGAUUUCAACUAAUUACUGAAUCUUCCACUAAAGUUUUAGUCAAAUACUGAACCAAAUCUAAACCUUAAUUUAAUAAUUCACAUUUGAAAACAAUAAAAGAAUUGGAUCAUACGUGAUUAAAAAAUUGCCAUGUCCAAAGCUUCAAAGUCAUGUGGCUUUAUGGGUUAAGAAUGGGUUUGUCAGAUUCAUGAUUUCAACUGAUUACUGAAUCUUCUACAAAAGUUUUAGUUCAAUACCGAACCAAAUCUAAAACUUAAUUUAACAAUUCACAUUUGAAAACAAUAAAAGAAUUGGAUCAUACAAGAAAAAAAAUUGCCAUGUUUAGCUCUCCAAAGCUUCUAAGGUUAGGUUUGUCAGAUUCAGGAUUUCAACUGAUUACUGAAUCUUCUACAAAAGUUUUAGUUCAAUACCGAACCAAAUCUAAAACUUAAUUUAACAAUUCACAUUUGAAAACAAUAAAAGAAUUGGAUCAUACAAGAAAAAAAAUUGCCAUGUUUAGCUCUCCAAAGCUUCUAAGGUUAGGUUUGUCAGAUUCAGGAUUUCAACUGAUUACUGAAUCUUCUACAAAAGUUUUAGUUCAAUACCGAACCAAAUCUAAAACUUAAUUUAACAAUUCACAUUUGAAAACAAUAAAAGAAUUGGAUCAUACAAGAAAAAAAAUUGCCAUGUUUAGCUCUCCAAAGCUUCUAAGGUUAGGUUUGUCAGAUUCAGGAUUUCAACUGAUUACUGAAUCUUCCACUAAAGUUUUAGUCAAAUACCGAACCAAAUCUAAACCUUAAUUUAAUAAUUCACAUUUGAAAACAAUAAAAGAAUUGGAUCAUACUUGAUAAAAAAAAUUGCCAUGUCCAGCUGUCCAAAGCUUCAAAGUCACGUGGCUUUAUGGGUUGGGAGUAGGGUUGUCAGAUUCAGGAUUUCAACUGAUUACUGAAUCUUCCACUAAAGUUUUAGUCAAAUACUGAACUUGUCUGAUUUUCAGAUAAAUCAAUACUGAUAAAUCAGUAAAAAAAAAUGCUUGAAUUUUAGCGAUGAGCGAAUCUGUCCUGUUUCUCUUCGGCAAAAAAUUUGCAAAAGGACAGGAAAACGCAUGAAACGCGAAACGCGUUUGUUGCGUGACUUUUUUUGUCCUCACUAUCACUUGCAGGACCUUGAGCCAGCUUUUCUUAGAACAAACCAUUUGCAUUUGGGUCAAAUAACGGCAUUUCUGUACGAUUUUAUUGGAAAGUGGGACUGCAGCCUUAUAUCGAAACAAAAUGAUUUCUAAAAAAACACACAAAAAAAAUUUGGCUUGGCCUUUAUUUCUAGUCUAGGAGACGACAUCGCUAGAACAAUUAGUUUUGUUUAUUAAGUUAGCGUCUGUUCUAUAAAUCGUUUUCUCGUUUAUUUUCAGUUCCCCCCUGAAAUCUCUUUUUCACUGUUUUUAAUAUGAUUUAAUCAGAAAUUGUUUGUGUUUCUUUUAAAAAAAAAUAUAUAUAAUGUAGUUGGGAAAGAGGGAGGAGAAUUCCUGCCCGAACCCACAAAUUUUAUUUAGAUCUUUGUAUUUUAGGUUCCGUGUGGUUAUUAUGGCUGUGUUUAGUAGAAAGUUGUAGGAUCUCUUAUGAAUUACAAAAAAAAAAAAAUUUAA
Messenger RNA from Xenopus tropicalis (tropical clawed frog), 4807 nucleotides. It is a transcript of the gene elavl3, whose product is annotated as ELAV like neuron-specific RNA binding protein 3. Gene Ontology annotation, molecular function: RNA binding; nucleic acid binding. The transcript is spliced from 7 exons. Lineage: Eukaryota; Metazoa; Chordata; Amphibia; Anura; Pipidae. Bases 492 to 1583 code for a protein of 363 amino acids. The record is from RefSeq and is a predicted model, not a curated record. Gene Ontology annotation, biological process: intracellular mRNA localization. Gene Ontology annotation, cellular component: cell cortex; ribonucleoprotein complex.